Sclerotinia sclerotiorum 1980 UF-70 is the source of this 321-nucleotide messenger RNA. RefSeq lists its product as hypothetical. The coding region runs from base 1 to 321 and encodes 106 amino acids. The transcript has 3 exons. The record is from RefSeq and is a predicted model, not a curated record. NCBI's taxonomy places the organism in Eukaryota, Fungi, Ascomycota, Leotiomycetes, Helotiales, Sclerotiniaceae.
AUGUCUAUGUUUGCAUCUACAUUUCGAUGGCUGCAGAGGAAGAGAUAUCAAUAUGAGGUCACAUUCUCAUUGUAUAUGUUGACACCCACGGAGAAAUUCAUAUUCAAUUCGUUCCUUUUCCUCUUCUUUAGCAUGAUCAUCAUUGCUAUGACACUUUACCUCCCACAACACAUCACAUUCCUUACCAACCGUGCCUGGUUUUACUAUAACGGAGACGAAUCGGCCAAGUCUGCUCUGACAUCUGCGAGUCCUAUACUAGAUGCAGUGGUCAAGGAAACAGUUGGGAUGACUACUAUGGCUGGAGCCGGGAAGGAAUUAUGA